Molecule: messenger RNA, 1102 nt
Organism: Pseudocercospora fijiensis CIRAD86
Lineage: Eukaryota; Fungi; Ascomycota; Dothideomycetes; Mycosphaerellales; Mycosphaerellaceae
Exons: 2
Coding region: 125-1072 (315 amino acids)
Source: RefSeq, a predicted model, not a curated record
AUCAACACCGACACCGACACCGACACCGACACACGAGAUCAAUCACAGCCAGCACUGUUAUCAUUCCGGCCGUCUCGGAAGGGCUCACAAAACACAUCUCUCUACAGAACCACCUUCAGGAAACAUGGCCUCAUCAGCGCCCAAAAAACGCCUCCAAGCCCUCUCGGAGCAUCUCAUCAACCGCCCCAAAUCUACAGGCCAAUUCGAAAACAUCCCCACCAUCCCCACCGUCGCCCCUUCCAGCAAUGGCCCCCGCAUGAAAGACAAAAUCUGUAUCAUCACCGGCGGCAACUCUCCUUUAGGAAUCGGUCGUGCCACAGCACACCAUUACGCGAAUAACGGUGCCAAAGCCAUCUUUCUUUGCGAUCUGAAUACGGAUUAUCUAGAGGUGCAUAAGAGGGAAAUCGAGGGGAAGUAUCCUGGAUGUGAGGUGCUUGGGAGGAAAGUUGAUGCGGGAAAGGAAGAGGAUGUUGCGAAGGUGGUUGAUGAGGCUUUGAGUCGGUUUGGGAGAUUAGAUGUUUUUUUCGCGAAUGCGGGGAUUUCGGUGACGAUGAAGAGUGUUUUGGAGAGUGACGCGGAGGAUUUUAUGGAUGUUAUGAGGGUGAAUGCUCUUUCGGUGUUUCUUGCUGUUAAGCAUGGGGCGAGGGGGAUGUUGGUUACGGGGAGUGAGAAGAAGUUUCCUGGCGGUAGUAUUGUUGGGACUGCUUCCUCGGCCGGCAUGCGUUCGAAUGCUGGGGCGACGGAUUACAGUGCGAGUAAAGCGGCGGUCAUCUCUAUCAUGCAGACAUCUUGCUAUCAACUUUCUGGAACUGGCAUCAGGUGUAAUGCGAUAUGUCCUGGCAUUAUCGAGACUGGUAUGACUUCACAGAUGUACGAGAUGGCUCGAGCACGAGGAUCUGAGCAGAAGAUUGGCCAACUGAACCCGUUGAUGAGAGGAGGUGUUGCUGAUGAGGUUGCGAGAGUGGCGCUUUUCUUGAGCAGUGAUGAGAGCAGUUAUGUAAAUGGGCAGGCGUGGGCGGUAUGUGGUGGUCUCACAGCAGGCCAUCCAUUCGUGCCUGGAAAGUUGGCGUAGAGAAACGCAAGAGCGCAUUUGAGUGACAAG